AUGGCGGCCAUUACUAAUUCGGGUGCUGUGUUUACAUUUGGAAAAACAAAAUUUGCUGAAAAUACUCCCAGCAAAUUCUGGUUCAAAAAUGAUAUACCUACAUUUCUUGCAUGUGGAGAUGAACAUACUGCUGUUAUUACCGGAAAUAAGAAACUUUACAUGUUUGGCAGGAACGACUGGGGCCAGUUAGGAUUAGGAUCAAAGUCAGCUGUUUGCAAACCAACAUGUGUCAAAGCUUUAAAACCUGAAAAGGUGAAACAUGUUGCCUGUGGACGGAACCACACCCUAGUUUCAACAGAAGGAGGCAAAGUAUAUGCAGUUGGAGGAAAUAAUGAAGGCCAACUAGGACUUGGUGACACUGAAGAUAGAAACACUUUUCAUUUAAUUGAAUUUUUUACAUCCCAGCAUCAGUUUAAGCAGCUGUCUGCUGGAUCUAACACUUCAGCUGCACUAACUGAGGAUGGAAAACUUUUUAUGUGGGGAGAAAAUUCUGAAGGGCAGAUUGGCUUAAAUAAUGUAUGUAAUGUGUAUUUUCCUCAUGAAGUGACUGUUGGGAAACCUAUUGCCUGGAUUUCUUGUGGAUAUUACCAUUCAGCUUUUGUAACAAUGGAGGGAGAACUGUAUACAUUUGGAGAACCUGAGUUUGGAAAAUUAGGUCUUCCCAAACAGCUACUGAUGAAUCACAAAGUGCCCCAGCUGGUGCCUGGAAUUCCUGAGAAGGUGAUACAAGUAGCUUGUGGUGGAGGGCACACAGUGGUUCUCACAGAGAAAGCUGUGUACAACUUUGGGCUGGGACAAUUUGGUCAACUGGGUCUUGGCACAUUUGUCUUUGAAACUACGGAACCCAAAAUCAUGGAAUCUGUUAAGGACCAUAAAAUAACUUAUAUUUCCUGUGGAGAAAAUCACACAGCUUUGAUAACAGAUAUAGGCCGUAUGUAUACUUUUGGAGAUGGUCGAUAUGGGAAAUUAGGACUUGGAAUGGAGAAUUUUACCAAUCAGUUUGUUCCUACAUUGUGCCCUAAUUUUUUGAGAUUUAAAGUUCAUUUGGUUGCCUGUGGUGGAUGUCACAUGGUAGUGUUUGCCACUCCACGACCUGUUAUAGAAAAAAUUGAACUUGGGAAAAUUCGUGAUUCUCGCAUACCUGCAGCAGCUUCUCUGUCCAUCACCGAUCUGACCUCAAGAAACAUAUUCCAUAGAACUUUAUCAGCACGUGUGCGCCGAAGAGAGAGGGAGAAAUCCUCAGAUUCUCUUCAAAUGAUGCAAGCGCUACCUCCAAUUAAAGGGACUCUUGGGUCAUCUAUUUGUUUUUCCCCAAGUUCAGUUCCUUUCUGCAUAUUUACAAAUAAUCUGCCAGAGAAAAUGACUGAAAAGGAGGACUCCAUAAAGCCCAUGGAACCAGAUUAUUUUCAAGAUAAAAUGACCAAAGUGAAGGAUAUAGACAGCUCAUCAGUGGAUUCAAAAAGCCUUGGAGAAACUACUGAUGUGUUAAAUAUGAAACAAGAGUCAAUUGAGAAAUUGAAGCAGCAUACAGCUCAUACUGAAAAUGAUUAUAGCAAUGAAUAUGAAAGUGAAGAGAUGUCUCAAAAAAUGAAAGAAGGAAAAUCAUAUAAACAAAUUUUGGCUAAAGAAACAUUCAUGGUACCAACAACUGGGAAGCUGGAAGCAUGUUCAGAUGAGGAUGUAGGUCAUGACUCAGGACAACCUGGGCCUCAGGCUGAUACCAAUGAGAAGGGCUUACAAAAAGAGACAUCUAGAUUUAAAAAUAGUAUUUAUCCACUCGAUGAUAAGGAAAUAGAAAAUAAAAGUGAUGGAGAAGGCAGUCAGAAAGAUUCAGAAGAAAGAGAGAUGGCCUCUGAGAAGGAAACUAUGCUGGCAGAAAUGGCAGGUCUGGAGGAUAUAAGAAAAAGUGAAGAGAAUAUAGAAGAUAUUAACAGAUUCCUUGAUGAAUUGCCAAAUAGAGUCACGGAUAUUGAUGAGGAUUUUGAAGAAAAUUAUUUUGUUAAAGAAAGGAAAAGGAACAAGCAAGAUGGGAUCUUUGACAAUGAAAGAGAAUCUAUAGAGGAGCCAUAUAGUUACUUGGAAGGUGAAAGUGAAAGUCAGCACAGUACAACUGAUGGCUUCGAGUGGCCUGAGUCAGUAGAAUGUAGUAGUGGAGAAAAAGAUGAUGAUGAAAUGGAAACUGACCAAAACUUAUGGUAUAUCAGAAAAUGUAUUGAACAAGAGGAAGAUACUGAACUCAAAAUAUCCGAAUUCAUAGCAAAAUAUGAUUUUAAGUCUGACCGCUUGCCAGAAAUUCCAGAGGAAGAGGAAGGAGCAGAGGAUUUAGAAGGAAGUGGAAUAGAGGAGCAAGAGGUAGAGGAAAAUGUGGAGAUGCCUGGAGGAAAGGAGGAGGAGGAAGCAAAGAGCCUAUCAGAUGACCUUACAAACAGAGCAGAGAAUCGCACACUUCCAGAAGACAAGGCAGAGGAAAUUAAUGAACAUCUGGAAGACAGGAAGAAAUCUGUGGGAGACAAUAAAAAUGUUUCUGCAGAUGACCUCAGUGAAAUCAGCGACAAUUCAAAUGUUCCUGCAGAUGACCUCAGUGUAACCAGCGUCAAUUCAAAUGUUCCUGCAGUUUACAACAGUGAAACUAGUGACAAUUCAAUUGUUCCUGCAGGUUACCAGAUUGAAACCAGCGACAACUCAAUUGAAAAGGACAAAAAAAACAACCAAGAGGAACCAGCCAUUUCUGAAUACAAUGAAAAUCUAAAAGGAAACAUAUGUGAGCUUGCAAAGAGCAGUUCUUCAAAAAUCCUGGAGGAUAGUAAAUCCAUACCAAGUAAAGAUAGGAAAGUAUCGAAGAAGACUUACCUUUUUAAAAGACUGUCAUUGAUGAGUAUGAAAAGUAUGCCGAAUAAUAAUGAGCCACUUCCAGAAAUUAAAUCAUUAAGAGAUCAAAUAGCUUUUAAAAGCAAUAAGAAGAAUUUCAAACAGAACCACAUUGGGCAAAAUAAUCAGGAUACGUCACCCCCAAAUACUGAGAAAACGUCAAAAUCCUGUGUACUACUUUAAAUAUAUAUUUGUGUGGUCACCAUGCACAUUGUAAUUUAUACUUGAAAAACAUGACUUCUUAAGGAAUGUUUCUGAUAACAAACUUGAAGAUAUAAUUUAAUAAUAUGUUUUAUUUGGUUUGAAUAGUAUGACCAGUUUUGAUAUUUAUUUAUGAUAAUAUUUUGACAAGCAAUUUCACAGUAUGUGUAUCAUCUCAAACUCUCUAAGUGUUGUGGCCUUAACUGUUCAGUGUUCCAUAAAAAUAUAUUUUUAUAUGUGAAGAUUGAAUUAAGAAAUUUUACAGUUUUAACUAAACAGUUUUACAUCUUAUAAUAUCAAAAGGCAAUAUUUACAAACUCAAAAACUAUUAUAACAGUUUUUAAUGUAUUUGCAAUUUUUAAAAACUAUCAAAAUUGUUUAAUGAGAAUAUUUUAAUAAACUAUAUCUGGUCAGUUACACUGUUUAAAUAGGUGACGAUGAAUAAAAUUUGGGGGUACUUGGACUUAUCAAUUGACAAA
Messenger RNA from Myotis davidii, 3548 nucleotides. RefSeq names its product retinitis pigmentosa GTPase regulator (gene RPGR). The record is from RefSeq and is a predicted model, not a curated record. The transcript is spliced from 17 exons. Bases 1 to 3051 code for a protein of 1016 amino acids. Lineage: Eukaryota; Metazoa; Chordata; Mammalia; Chiroptera; Vespertilionidae.